This is a messenger RNA of Hermetia illucens (black soldier fly), 865 nucleotides long. Its product is annotated as endocuticle structural glycoprotein ABD-5. Bases 353 to 739 code for a protein of 128 amino acids. Gene Ontology annotation, cellular component: chitin-based extracellular matrix. The record is from RefSeq and is a predicted model, not a curated record. The transcript is spliced from 4 exons. Lineage: Eukaryota; Metazoa; Arthropoda; Insecta; Diptera; Stratiomyidae. Gene Ontology annotation, molecular function: structural constituent of chitin-based larval cuticle.
GGGUGAGAUUAAUCUUCACCAUCGCAGGGAAGAGUGACGUAGAGUAGGAAGUGAUUGCUGGUACUGUUGGCUUAAUUCCUGUUGGAAAAACACACUGGGAGAUACACUUCGUGAGAUACCUGACUGAUACCAUUGGCAGUGUAAGAGGCGGGCUGUUGUGAAUCACUAUAGGUUGCCUAUUGGUCCGUCCAUCACAACCAUUGCUAGCUUUGGAGGAAGUAUAAUACUAUUAUUUAGCCAUUUUAUCCACGAAUAGUUCUUCAUUUCGACUGCAGUAUUCAAGCGAGUAACAUCGUUUGUGAAGACCUUAGAUAUAUUCAUCUUAUUUUUGAGUGAGGAAUUGGAUACCAAAAUGAACGUGAAACUGAGUGUCGGAGUGCUGUGCCUUCUUGUAAUUGUAUCAAAAUGUUACGGUCAACAAGAACAAACUCCCGAACGGGAACUUUUAAAUGCCAUGAUGCCAAAGAUCCUGCUGGAGGAGUACACAAAUGAAGCCACUAGGGAAGGAUAUAACUUUUCAUACAAAACUUCCGAUGGAUCCGUUCGGGAGGAAGUGGGUGUCAUCAUGAAUCCUGGUACCGACAAAGAGGAGUUGGUAGUGAUGGGUGUGUAUGGCUAUGAAGAUGGUGAAACCAGAACGAUGACCAUGUACACAGCUGACAAGAAUGGAUACCGACCACGUGUUCAAAUCAAAAACAGGAAAUUGAAUCCAAAACUUCUAGGAUCUCUUGUUGGAUAGAUAGAAAUCGCUAUGAAUAAAAAAAUGGAAUAAAUUACUUAAAUUGGUUUGUUUUUAGAAUUAUUGAUCAAGUUUGAUUUAAUGAUAUUUUCUAUUGUAAAUAUAUCAAAUUUGUUUAUAGCUUUU